AUGACGUUCAUGGGCCAUAUUUGGUUAACUCUUCACGUUUUGGCCAGCAGUAAGCUAUUGUUGGUUAGUUCAGAAGCGCUGACAACAGUCAGUGCUGCUGCUGCUGCUGGUGGUGGUGGUGGUGGCACUGGCAUGAGCAACCGCGGUGAAAAGCUACUAGUG
Molecule: messenger RNA, 162 nt
Organism: Anisakis simplex (herring worm)
Lineage: Eukaryota; Metazoa; Nematoda; Chromadorea; Rhabditida; Anisakidae
Source: the annotation of a GenBank genome assembly